GGCGUACUAUCCGUCGUCUCGUAGUAUUACUAGCACAUAUCCAUGUCCGUUCGCUGCCCGUAACGCAAACAUAUCGAAUCAGAAAUUUUCACGGGACAUUUUGGCCGCUGAAAUGUGCCGAACUGUCGUUCCGGAUCGUUCAGUUGGCGCGAAUCGUACGGUUUCCGGGUUAUGAAGUGGUUUCGUGGCGGUUGGAGGUUAAAGUGAUGAAGACUUGAAAACGAUGACGUUUAGGCAAAGGGGCCCAGGGCCCCCGUGGAUUUUUAUAUUUUGUUUUUGUGCCGUCUUUCAGUUGUUCAGUAGCUUCGCCGUCGCUGAGAAAAGCAAACAUUAUUCCAUGCAAUCACUAUGUAAAACUCAUUAUCUCCAGCAGCUGUAUCGUAAAAUAGACGGAGCCGUCCUCUAUUCGAAAAACGAACGCAACCUGGACUGCGUGAUCACAUUCCAGACGCACUCCAUCCUCCAGCGGUUCAUGCUGAGAUUCGACGUACUCCAGCUCGACUGCAACGACCAUCUCUACAUCUACGAUGGGGCGCACGCCGUCGGAACCUACAAGUUCGAUUUGUCGUGCAAGAACACGAAGCAAACAUUGGGCGCCAUGUUCACGAGGACCAACUACGUGACGCUGAAAUAUGUAACGGACGCCUGGGGCACAGACUCUAAUGGAUUCAGGCUCGUCAUAACCGCCGUCAAAGAUCUCAAACACGCUUGCACCGAGUUCAGAUGCCAACUGCGGGAGUUUUGUAUAGCAACGGAUCUCGUCUGCGACGGCAUCAAUCAUUGCGCCGACGGGUCAGACGAAUCAGCUGCCAACAGCCUGUGCCAAAGCAAUGAUAGCGGGACCAUUCUCGGUUUAGAAGUCACGUGGUUCGUUGUAGUAGUCAUCAGUACCCUGUUGGUACUACUGGUAAUGAUCGUCGCCGUCUCCAUUUGCAUAUGCAGGAAGGGUUGGAACUCACGCCCCGGAAACGGGACUGUGCAACAGCAAAAUUCCGCCUCAUACUCACUGCAACAGAUGUACGGCUCGAACGGCGCAAUGAAGCCGGGCGCUAGCAUGACCACGCUGACGAACGUGGUCGGCUCGUGCGGCAUAACGACGGCGACGCAGCAGGGAAACUGGUUGCACCCUGCGGGCCCACUCGGGUUCCGAUUCAGCAUGCAGGUCCGGGCCCGCCUCUACUGCCAGGCAAAGUGAUGCACCAGUCGGCGCCCGCCAACGGCGGCCACGGUGGCGCCCUAGACGCCGCCCACGCUGACUCGAUGGCGCAGACGCAGAAAGACGAGUGGUUCGUCUAGCAGUAGAUAUGACCGGACCGUGGUCUGCAGGGUGUGCCAGGCGGUGAACCCAACGCCUGGACAAAAACUCCAUUUAAUGCAGUGCACUACGACAAUAUACGUGUUCAUCAUCAUUAUCAUGUGUUACUCUGGAAACUGUAAGACUUGGUACAUAUAUAAUAAAUAGAAUAUAUCUUAGCCUCCGCCGAAAUAAAACGCAGCCACGGUGGCAUCAAAUGUGUGUGGUGCGUUUUCAUUUGCGGCCGAUAAUUUUAUAAUGUCUCGAUUAAUCUUCCUGUUUUGUUUUGCAAUAAUCAAUAAUGAAUGUAAAAUAUCGUGCUAAUACAAAGCUUAAGAUCGACGGAUUUCGCCUUGGAUACAAUUUCGCGCAAUAAUGAGUAAAUUCAGUUAAAAGUAUUUAACACAAAUUACCUAAAUUUUAUUGAUAAUGUCAAUCAAAGUACUUAAAAAUAAAAAUUAUAUAUAAUAAUAAUAAUAAAUAAUUUUUUUAAAUUAAAUUUAUAAACCACUUAAGUACAUAUAUAGAAAAUAUAAAUUCGAUAAUUUUUUUCUGUGAGAGACAAUAUACUAUUUAUUUAAUGCAGUUUAGACAAUGUAUUGUAAAAUAUAGUCUAUUGUAGAAAAUUAUUAGAACGACUCGAUUCUCAAGACGCGGUCGAGGGUGUUGUAAAUUUUUUUGUGAAUAAACUCAGAAUUGGUAAACGUUUGAUUUUUGACGAAGAGUUUUGUGAAACGCUCCAGCAGUACUGCCCCAAAAAUUGCAAAUUCGAAAAUUUAAAUAAUUGGCGCGGUUUGGACGAGGAAGUUUUCGAAUUUCCAAUAACCUUAAUGGAAAGCUUAGGAUGUAUAAAAAACGCACAGCCUCUAGUAAUAUAAGAUCAACACAAUAUGUCAUAUUGACGUGACAUAUACUCAAAAGGGACCCAAUUGUGAACGGUACAGUAUUCGAUAAAAUUAAACGCUUUUAGGCCCUUUUGAGAGCGCCAAUAAUUUUUUAAAUGUAAGCUAGGAUUAUAAAGAAAGCACUCUUCAUUGUAUAGCACAAAUGGACUUCAGUCCUUCGAUGGACUUCUUACUAUCAUGCUGUCAUUUUGUCUACCUAUUGAUCCAUUUCUUGUAAAUGUAUAGAACAAUAACUAACCAUAAUCUAUGAUAAUAGAUAAGGUUCAAGUACUUUCGGAACCUUUGCCCCAAUUUUCGAUAAGACAUGUUAUAUAACGUGAGCAAGGAGUUUUGGCGCAAAGGUGAUAAAUUCCAGUGUAUCUCUAAAAUAUUUCGUACAUUUUUUUACUAUAGUAAAAUAUAUCUGAGUAUGUUUGUAUACAUAUCUUGACUAGCAAAAUAAAUAGUUUAAAAAUUUUAGGAAAGCUUUAAUCGCAAAAAUAAAAACGAACAUAGAGAAGCUUUAUUUGUAAAAAAUAGUAUGCUUGCUAUAUUAUGUGACUCGCGCGAAAAUUACUACACCUUGAUCUUUUCUUAGUUUGACUUUAACAAAAUGGUUGCAAGCAAUGUAGAGACAUAUCCUUAGUACAGAACAUAUCAUGAAAUCACAGUACAAUAAUUUUUGAUGAUUUUCUCGCGAGUUUGAAAUUAAAUUUUAUGUACAUUAUGCGCAAAGAGCAAUUGUUUAGGAUAUAGACUCCAUAUCUGGAUGUAAUAGUCACACAUCGUAAUUAUAGGCGUCCGUUGAAAAUAUGAACGGUUAUACCAUAUCAAACGGGUGGACCUUGUGAAAAGUUUUAAAUAUUCGGUUUUCAUUGAUAAGAACCAAGACUUUUUAUUGUGACAUACUGAAUAUGAGAAUAUUUUUAUAUAUCACAGGAUGGUUUACAAUAACAUUUGAUAUUGUACUUUUAAAUUUUACUGUUUAAGAUUUUUCAUGACGUUCACGUUUAAGUGUUUCUUUCCACUUUCGGCAAAUAUUCUUCAAAAAAGAAAAUCUCUCAGAAUAUUUGUUGGUUGAUUUUUUUCAGCAGCUAAUCAUUUUUAUAAUGAACUUUAAACCAAUUCCAAUGAUUAAAUCAAUUUUCAGUAUAAAAAUGAUAGAUCAAUGACACUGUUGACCAAAAUGUUAGAAAAGUUUACAGUCUUUAGUCUUUAUUAAAUGAAUUGUAUGUGUGUGUUCUUCAUGGAGUACAGAAAAUGUUUAUUUAAUAAAAAAAUUCAUAAAAAUUGUUUUUUAA
This is a messenger RNA of Aethina tumida (small hive beetle), 3479 nucleotides long. RefSeq lists its product as uncharacterized. Gene Ontology annotation, molecular function: protein binding. The record is from RefSeq and is a predicted model, not a curated record. Lineage: Eukaryota; Metazoa; Arthropoda; Insecta; Coleoptera; Nitidulidae. The transcript has 7 exons. The coding region runs from base 224 to 1195 and encodes 323 amino acids.